AAUUUCAAAACAAGAGGCCCUUGGGGGUAGAGUUGAAAGGCUCUGACUGGUGGCCGUCGGUACCAAUCUUAAUGUAACCCGGAAGUGGUUUUGGUAUCAUGUACUCUUCAUCCUGAUUGGCUGUGUUGACGGUGCUGCUGAUGUGUUCUGAAGAUAGCAAACCUAGUCGGCGGAUUUAAACAGAUUCUUCGUCGGAAUAGUAACUUUGCUUUGGAAAAGAUAAUGCCUUUCUACCAGACAUGGGAGGAGUUCGCCCGUGCAGCAGAAAAACUGUAUCUGACAGACCCCAUGAAGGUCCGGGUUGUUCUCAAGUACAGACACUGCGACGGUAAUCUCUGCAUUAAAGUGACCGACAAUUCCGUGUUAGUCUUUUGUUCAUCUCUACAGUGUUUACAGUACAAGACAGACCAGGCCCAAGAUGUGAAGAAGAUUGAAAAGCUCCACGGAAAACUGAUGAGACUCAUGGUGUCCAAGGAGACGCACAGUGGUGCCAUGGAGACAGAUUAAAAUGCUCUAAAAGAUCUAACCUUGUACAGCACCUGGACUGAGUUCAGUGGACACAGUGUUUUGUCUUUUUCCUUUUGUUUUUUCUUUUAGAGCACAGCUGCAUUGGAGCACGAUGUGGAGUCUCAGAGAUGGGCAGUGGUAAAGAGGGAAUGUAGUGAUAUUGAUCUGGCUACCUACAUAGAUUUAAUACGGUCAGAUGUGAUUACAUUAUAUAUAUAUCACAUCUGACCGUAUUAAAUUUUUUUUUUUCAUUCUCUCUGGAAUUUGUUUUUUAUGAUACAUUCUUAUUAAUUAAAAAUCCUGUCAUCUUGCUUUUCCUUGUCAGGUAUUUUGAUCACAUCCUUGAUGGUAUUAAUAUAAAGUAAGGUAGGCUGCAGGGAAAUUUUAGUGAAUAUUAAGAUGGGAAAAUGAGUGGGUUCGGGGGUAAUGUGGAACAAAAAUGUACAAAAAUGAAAAAUCCCCCGCUGCUGUCUAAGCAGCUUGGGCACCUUGAUUUCUUUAGAAGCUUUUGCUUUUAUUGUCAGUUUUUAAAUGGGAUUAAAAGAUUGGUCAUCUAAGCCAUCACAUGUCUGGUCUAUCUACAUCUAUGUUGCUUUUUUUGUUUUUCCUCAUGAGACUUGUGCCACAUGAAUGAAGCAGGACCUUCUGAUUUCCCAACAACAGAGUGGAGAAAGAACAAAAACACUGUUACUAUGAAAAAAACCCCAAACCUUCAAAUGUCAUUUCUUAUACUGAGAAUAAUUGCGUUACAUGUACAAUAAAUUUGUAUUUACCCCAGUACAGUUGGCAUCUGUCCUGUAUUUCCAAUUGUGGUGGAAUGUAUUGGUUUCUGUUUAACAACGGUUAAAAGGCUGAGCAGUUUUCUGAGGAAAGAAAA
Molecule: messenger RNA, 1384 nt
Organism: Xiphias gladius (swordfish)
Lineage: Eukaryota; Metazoa; Chordata; Actinopteri; Istiophoriformes; Xiphiidae
Gene: srp9
Product: signal recognition particle 9
Exons: 4
Coding region: 223-507 (94 amino acids)
Biological process (GO): negative regulation of translational elongation; SRP-dependent cotranslational protein targeting to membrane
Cellular component (GO): signal recognition particle, endoplasmic reticulum targeting
Molecular function (GO): 7S RNA binding
Source: RefSeq, a predicted model, not a curated record